AUGCAGGAGGAGUGUGUGUCUCUGCAGGUGUGUGUCAGUGUAGUUGGGGUGCUGGAGUGUGUAGUCUGCCGUUGUCUCGGUCCAGACGGUGGAAGUGUGCUGUUCACUUGGGACACAGAAGAAACUCUCAUCACCAGACAUGGACAGAGCCUUCUCAACACACUCCACCUGCUGCACCCCAUGGCCAGGAUUUUAAAAUAUUGAAAUUUUUCAGGAUUAUAAUGUGGAUUUAUCUGUGUGUGUGCACAUGCUAAAGCUACUGCAGACGACACAAAAUCAUUCCUGCUGGCCGCGCUGUUACGAGGAAUUCAGGACUCACACAUGCGCCGCAAAGGAUCUUGGAGCAUCCCUAAUCUUUAAAAUCUCGCUAAUUGCCUAUUGGCUGUGAGCAGGAAGGAAUUGGACGAUGUCGUAACACACAGAAUUACCCCAUAUGCCUCAUUGUACUGUAGUCACCAUAGUUACAACGAGGGCAGCGUUCUUGUUUUGUUGAUUGGCGGGUAUAUUUCUGGAAGAGUGGGGAUGCAGGCGGAUGUACUGAAACGAGUCCUGUCUGAGUUCUUUCAUCAAGUCAAUCGAGAUCAAAACGCAGUAGAAACGGUCUCAUUCAUGCCUGUGACUGGGCUUCCUAUUGGCUGUUCAGAGGUGAUUGAAGUCCUGGUUGUGACUUGUGAUUGGUCAGUGUGGACUGAACCAGCAGGAUCAGUAAAAGCCUUACAGGUGCAUGUGGUGCUAUCGUCCAUGAAGCAGCCAGAAAGUGUGUUGCAAUGGGUUCGAUUAAACCACAUUUCUCUACUAGAGUGUGUCAUCCUUUCUUUCAAACCAGCGCUGUAGUCCUGUAGACAUGUGCAACUCAAUGGGCAUUUCUAUGCGUGUCUGGGCAUGUUUUCACACACACACACACACACACACACACACACACACACACACACACACACACACACACACGCUUGUGCACCAGUGCUGGGAUUGCUUGACCAGUCUGUGUGUGUGAGCCUAGGUGUGUUUGCAGUGCUACAGAAUCUGUCUGAAAGCUUCUGUCAGACACUGGCAUCUGACCAAUCGCAGAGUCCAUGUUCGGACCAAUCACAAAGGGCGCUUUCAUCACAAGACCUGUCGGGUGGAAUUAUGCAUGAAGGAGGAGUGCUUCCCAUUGGAGGAGUAUUUGAGUUCUUGCUACAUUACUUUUCAUUGAACGAACGUAACUCUAGUAACCCAGAGAGCUUCAGGCUGCUGGCAGAGGCCUUGUUGUGUUCGCCUAGAACUUUGUAUGCUUCUAAUCACAGGUGGUUUCUGAAUAUCCAGACACGUUUCUUGGAUGAUCUUAAGCAGUGGGAAAAGUCCAAAGAGCGAGAGUCAGAAAUACCUGAGUUGAAGUUUGGGUUCGGGUUCAGUUAGAGUUCUGCAUCGGGUCUUGAGUCGGUCAGCGGAAAGAAGCAACUGCUUGUUUCUGUGUUGCAGUGUUUGCACAGACUCUAAUGUGUAGGGCCUAUUUUACACACAUGCUCUCCAUUAUGCACUGGCCCUCAAACACACUCUGAGGAGGAGGAAGAGAAGCCGGAGCGUUCAAACUCCACUCAGUCAACAGAUGCAUAAGUCUAUAAUAUUCAGCCAUCUGCUACAUGUUUAC
This is a messenger RNA of Carassius carassius (crucian carp), 1630 nucleotides long. RefSeq names its product Bardet-Biedl syndrome 10 (gene bbs10). The record is from RefSeq and is a predicted model, not a curated record. Gene Ontology annotation, biological process: chaperone-mediated protein complex assembly. Lineage: Eukaryota; Metazoa; Chordata; Actinopteri; Cypriniformes; Cyprinidae.